Oryza brachyantha (malo sina) is the source of this 2348-nucleotide messenger RNA. Its product is annotated as probable galacturonosyltransferase 3. NCBI's taxonomy places the organism in Eukaryota, Viridiplantae, Streptophyta, Magnoliopsida, Poales, Poaceae. Gene Ontology annotation, molecular function: polygalacturonate 4-alpha-galacturonosyltransferase activity. The transcript has 8 exons. The coding region runs from base 64 to 2148 and encodes 694 amino acids. The record is from RefSeq and is a predicted model, not a curated record.
UAUUUUUUGUUGGUGAAAAAAGUCCAUCUAUCCCCAGAGGGCGAGGGCGAGGGCGAGGGGAGGAUGGCCAUGGCGUUCCCCUCCAUCUCAUCGACGGCGUCGGCGUCGUCGGCGUAUCCCGCUAGAAGUAUCUCCCCACUGCGCCGCCGCCCCGGAUUCCUCGCCCUCGUCCUCGUCGCCCUCCUCCUUUUCCUCUCCUUCCAGCUCGUGAUUCAUGUCCCCUCCCUCAGAUCGGCAGUGUCCCUGUGGCUCUUCUCCGAUCUCCUCGCUGAGCGCAACGGCCCCGGGAGCCGCAAUGUGCAGGACAUGGAUAAUGCCGAUAAGACUAUUGCUUACACGGACCAGGAUGGUCGGAUUAAGCUCUUUAAAGUUACCACAAGAGAAUUCCUAUCGUCCUCUAUCUGGAUGAAUCCUUUGUUGCCCAAAAUUACCCAGCCAGUACCUCAAACUCAAGAGGUUGCAGAGGAGCAGUCACUAGCUGCUGGGUCUGAAGUCUCCAAUAUUUCAAGCACAGUAACUUUGGAAACCAGAAGAAAUGAUCCAAUUAAAUUAAAGAGAGAGGUAUUCCGCCGCAAAAGGAAGGAGAAUAGGAUUCAGGAGUUGCUUCAGAUAGACAAGGAGACCGAACUCCAUAUGAGAAAUGUGGCCACAAACAGAUCAAGGAACUUCAGUAAUAAAGUAAGAGCCAGCUACAACAUAUGGAGGCCAGAGUUCCACCAUACUAAUACGGACUCAACCCUGAGACUCAUGAAAGAUCAGAUAAUAAUGGCCAAGGUGUAUGCCACGAUUGCACAUUCCCAGAAGCAACCUGAUCUAUACGCAUUGCUUAUGAAGUGCAUUAAACAAAGCCAAGCAGCCAUUGGGGAUGCACACAUGGAUCAUGAACUUGACUCAAGUGCUUUAGAGCGGGCAAAAGCUAUGGGACAUGCAUUGUCUUCUGCUAGAGAUGUUCUAUACAACUCGGGUGAAGUAUCGAGAAGAUUGCGCGUUAUGCUGCAGUCUACAGAACUAAAUAUCGAUAGUGUUAAGAAGCAGAACUCGUUCCUGGUGCAGCAUGCUGCAAAGACUGUCCCCAUGCCCUUGCACUGUCUGCAUAUGCAGUUGACAACCGAUUAUCAUUUUCGUGAUGGUGUGAUCAAGGAGUAUUUCCGUGGUGCUGCUCUGAAGGAAGAAGAAGAAAAAGCAAAGCGUGAGGAUCGGUCACUAUACCACUAUGCUAUAUUUUCAGAUAAUGUCCUUGCAGCCUCUGUAGUGGUCAGAUCAGCUGUGACGCAUGCCAGGGAACCAGAGAAGCAUGUGUUCCACAUCGUCACUGAUAGACUUAAUUUUGCAGCAAUGAUGAUGUGGUUUAUAAGUCAUCCUCCUCUACCUGCUACUGUCCAUGUGGAAAAUAUUGACAACUUCAAAUGGCUCAAUUCAUCAUACUGUUCGGUUCUACGGCAACUUGAGUCAGCUCGGCUCAAAGAGUACUAUUUCAAAGCACAUGAUCCAUCAUCACUCUCUGAUGGAAAUGAAAAUCUGAAGUACAGGAACCCCAAAUAUCUGUCUAUGCUUAACCAUCUAAGGUUCUACAUGCCAGAAAUACAUCCCAAGCUCGACAAGAUACUGUUUCUCGAUGACGAUGUUGUUGUGCAGAAGGACUUGACACCACUAUGGGACAUUGAUCUUAAAGGGAUGGUAAAUGGUGCAGUUGAAACCUGCAAAGAAAGUUUCCAUCGCUUUGACACGUACCUUAAUUUCUCACACCCAAAGAUAUCAGAGAACUUUGAUCCACGUGCUUGCGGAUGGGCCUUUGGGAUGAACAUGUUUGACCUGAAAGAGUGGAAGAAGCAAAAUAUCACCGGAAUAUAUCAUUAUUGGCAAGAUCUGAAUGAGGAUCGCAAGCUGUGGAAGCUGGGUACAUUGCCUCCAGGACUGAUUACUUUCUACAACCUGACGUACCCGUUGAAUCGCACUUGGCAUGUGUUGGGCCUUGGCUAUGAUCCAGCUGUUGACCUCGCUGAGAUUGAGAAUGCAGCGGUAGUUCAUUACAAUGGGAAUUACAAGCCCUGGUUAGACCUUGCUAUUUCUAAGUACAAGCCCUACUGGUCCAAGUAUGUAGAUCUUGACAACUCACACAUUCAACACUGCUAUAUGAGUGAGCACUGACCUGUAAUUCUUCACCCAGUUUUUGUUUCUCUUUGGGAAUGAGUUUUGUAGUAUAGGUUAUUCACCAGUAGGAAGCUAGGCAGAAUAGUGAUACGAAUAACAUGGUUCAGACUCCGUGAUCUUGUCACUCUUACGCUCAAUAAUUGUCGAGUGGUUUACACCUUGCAGUUGCAGCAUAGUAUUCAUUCUCUAUUUUAAUA